Messenger RNA from Juglans regia (Persian walnut), 3753 nucleotides. Its product is annotated as rust resistance kinase Lr10-like. Gene Ontology annotation, molecular function: polysaccharide binding; protein kinase activity; ATP binding. Gene Ontology annotation, biological process: protein phosphorylation. Lineage: Eukaryota; Viridiplantae; Streptophyta; Magnoliopsida; Fagales; Juglandaceae. The transcript is spliced from 5 exons. The coding region runs from base 1630 to 3588 and encodes 652 amino acids. The record is from RefSeq and is a predicted model, not a curated record.
UGUGCUUAAUAUUUUUCUAUAAUAAAGAAAAUGCUACUUAACUCAAUAUUACCUUCAAAGUUACUGCUUAAAUAUUUUAAUUUUUUUAAAGAUUAAGGGAGGAAAAAUCUCUUUUUGGCAUUAACGAUGGAUGUCGUGUGGGCUAUUCAGUGCCUCUGUUCAGAAUAUUGUAAAUCCUAGUCUUAAAGUCAGGGACUUUUGGGUUGGAAAUACAUGGGAUGAAAAUGCUCUAGUGGAUUUACUUGGGGAAACUAGAGCGCUAGAGAUGGUACGGAUAGUUGUGGCUGGUACGGAGGGGUCUGAUGUUUAUAUCUUGGAACCGACUCAAGAUGGUAAGUUCUCUACUUCCUCGGCGUGGGAUAUCAUACGGCUUCGUGGUGUGGAGCUGCCCUGGACGGAAUGGCUCUGGCAUAGACUUCUUCCUUGGAGAGUGUCAGUUUGUGUUUGGAAGGCAUCGUUCAAGUGUCUCCCAGUGGAUGAUCGUAUAAUGUCCAUGGGUACCUCCAUGGCAUCCCGUUGUGAUCGUUGUUUGUAAGGAUCCUUUGAAUCUUUGGAUCACGUUUUAUGUUCUGGAGAUAUUGCUAUGGCAGUUUGGCGCAGGGCCUAGGCAGCCUUAGGUGUUGGAUGCAUGGAGACUUCUUCAUGGCGUUCACGCAUAUGUUCUUGGUUCAAUUGUGCGAAAUGCUCCUCCUAGCAUGGUACACUGGUUGGACUACUAUCGUGCCUGAUAACUUGGAGGCUCUGGGCUCGAUGGUGUAAGGCAAGAAUGGAAUCAGUUCUUGAAUCGGCAUAUUCUAUUUGGCUUGCAGUGAAGUUUUGGUCGAAUCAAAUUUCUGAGAAUAUUUCCAAGUGCAGGAGACUUUCACCGAGUGAUUGUGUGAUCCUUAGAGCCAUUAACUUGCCAAUCAAUCAGGUCUCUGUUAGAUGUCCUCAUGUGGUGGUGUGGUGUAAACCAAUGGUAGGGUGGGUGAAAUUAAAUAUUGAUGGGAGUUGCAGGUGAAACCCGAGAUCUUGUGGAGGUGGUGGGGUGAUUAGGGAUCAUAUUGGAAAUGUUAGAGCUGCUUUUUCGGAACAUCUGGGAUUUGGUACCAAUAAUACUGCUGAACUAAGAGCACUUACCAGAGGCAUGGCUGUUUGCAAAAAGUUUGGCUUUUAUCAUGUGAAGAUUGAAUCUGACUCUUCUUUACUUGUUCGCUGGUUGAGCUCGAAGGACUGGAAAUUGUGGUAUCUCUGGGACUAUUGGGAGGAGCUGCUUGAGCGUCUUGAAGGCAUGAGCUACUCAAUAUCGCACAUCUUCCGUGAGGGCAACCAAGUUGCUGAUUUCUUUGCUCGCCAAGGAAAAUCUGGGAUCACUAGGACGUAUGGGGGCUUGGAAAUAUUGUCGCAGGUUGCGAGGGGUCAAUAAAGUGGCCCCGUCUUCCACUCAAAUUUGACUCGAUUGAUCUCCCCAAUUGCAACAUUUGUGGUGAGCUUCUUUGGGACUCUGGAUAUAUAUAAUAUGCUUAAUUAGCUUACUCUUUGCACUUGUGUUCAACCCUUAAUUUUCGUUUACUGCUGUGGAAAACAUACCUAGCUAGCUAGCUUCUCUCAUAAUCCUCUCUCUCUCUCUCUCUCUCUCUCUCUCUCUCCAUGACGAGAGGAAGAGGCAGCUUACGGCUCGCUGGACUUAUGAUGGUCCUGAUUGCUGCUCUGCUCCAACUCCCUCAAACUUUCAGCCUCAAGGAAACUGCUCGGCAUCACUCCUGUGCACCAUCGUGCGGCAAUCUCACAAUAAGCCAUCCGUUUCGACUAAAAGGCGAUCCGCCAAACUGUGGAAGCCCAUGGCCGUAUGAACUCUCAUGCGAGAACAAUUCCACGGUGUUAUACUUGUUUGGUGGAAAGUUCUUCGUACGACAAAUUAAUAACUCCAGAUCCACGAUUCGAGUUGUGGACGCAGGCAUAUUUGAUCAUCAGAAGGAUAAUCACUCCGCCUUCAUCCCUCAUUAUUUUCUAAACCAUGCUAACUUCAGUAUGCUGAGUUUCUAUACCACAGAUAAUUUAAACCUGAAAGGAUCAUUUUGGCCAAGUGCUUCAGAGCUAUCAAACGUGACAGUAAUUCUCAAGUGUCAAAAGGCAGUGAAUUCUCCUUCCUAUCAUGUCUAUUUGAACACUUCCACUUGCUCUGAUAAUUACGGAUCAGCGUCUUCUUCCAACUCUUCUUUGAUAUCCCAUUCCAAACCAUAUUAUACAUAUGUCAAAGUUGGGAAAACGAAUGUGAUGGAUGUGGAGAACUCGUGCAAAAUAGAGCAAAUGUCUCUGACAUCGUGGCCUGGAAGAAUUCCUUCCCCCAAUAUUUCCUGUACAGACCUUCGCAAUAUAUUCCUAUAUGGUUUUGAGCUUUCGUGGAUUGGAUCUGACGAGCUCAAAAUUGUAAAACAUAUCGGACUACUUUCGCUGGGGACAUUUUUUAUCGGUGGAUCAAUAUUGCUUAUCUGUCUACGGCAUUUGGCAACAACUGUAUUAGGCACUCCAUUUGUGAUUGCGUUUAUUAUAUAUAAAUGGCGAAGAAGGCAUUUGUCAAUGUAUGGUGCUAUUGAAAACUUUCUCCAAAACCACAAUAACCUCAUGCUAGUAAGGUACUCUUUCUCAGAACUUAAGAAGAUGACUAGGAAUUUCAAAGAAAAAUUAGGUGAAGGAGGUUAUGGCAUGGUAUUUAAAGGAACUCUCAAAAGCGGACGUCAUGUAGCUGUAAAGGUGCUAGGCAAGUCCAAAACAAAUGGACAAGACUUUAUGAAUGAAGUGGCGACCAUUGGAAGGAUUCAUCAUGUUAAUGUGGUGCAACUCAUUGGCUUUUGUGUUCAUGGAUCAAAGUCUGCUCUUAUAUAUGAGUUCAUGGCUAAUGGCUCUCUAAAUAAGUACAUUUUUUCCUCGGAGGAAAGUAUUGUCCUAAACUACAUGCAAACAUAUAAUAUUGCUCUGGGAGUGGCUCGCGGUAUUGAAUAUUUGCAUCGAGGAUGUGACAUGCAAAUUUUGCAUUUUGAUAUCAAACCUCACAACAUUCUUCUUGACGAGAGUUUUAUCCCUAAAAUCUCUGACUUUGGCCUAGCAAAAUUGUAUUCGGUUGAAGACAAUAUUGUUACUUUGACUGCUGCAAGAGGGACAUUGGGAUACAUGGCUCCAGAAUUGUUUUACAAAAACAUUGGAGGUAUUUCACACAAGGCUGAUGUUUAUAGUUUUGGAAUGCUCUUGAUGGAAAUGGUGGGCAAAAGAAAGAAUUUGAAUGCUUUUGCAGAACACUCAAGCCAAAUUUACUUUCCUACCUGGGUGUAUGAUCAAUUUAGUGAUAAAAAAGAGAUUGAAAUGGGAUAUGCCUUGGAAGAGGAAAAGAAUGUGGCUAAGAAGAUGAUAAUUGUCGCAUUAUGGUGCAUACAGAUGAACCCUGGUAAUCGUCCUUCAAUGAAUAAGGUUUUAGAAAUGCUUGAAGGAGAAGUUGAACAAUUACAAAUACCUCCCAAGCGUCCUCUAUCAUCGCCAGAGAGAAUGACAAAAGAUUCUAAAGAUAAUUCAAGCCCAACUUGUCCAUCAGUUCAAUCAAGUGAACGAACUUAGUAGAGGAAAAGCUAGCAUCCAAGUUUGAUACAGACUACUAUCUUCUCAUAUUUUGUUAAAUAAAAUAUAUUUCAUAUUUAUAUAUAACCUUUAGAGUUAUGAUAUUUCUCACACCUAUCCAGUAAAUUGACUCUCAUUUUGUGAACUUAUGAUGCUUUUCUUUAC